AUGGUUAAAACGCGGGGUGCUCUCGAAAGAGAGAAGUUGAAACAUGCCACGGAUGCUCAGAGUGAAGUGCCAUGCCCAAAGAACUCCAAAGAAGAAGAAUUUAUGGAUCACGCGAGCCAGUUCAACGCGAAGGCACUCAGUUUGCAGAUUCAGCCCACCGCGAAAGAGGGUAGCAUCAAAACUGAAACUGAACAUGGUUAUCAGCGAUCUAAUACUUCAAAUAAAACUUCGAUGUCUUCACUACAGGCAAAAAAAAAACAAUUAGAGUUAGACGCCGCCGAAGCUAAAGCUAGGAUCGAGAAAGAGUUAAUAGAUAAAAAGCUAGACGCUGAACUCGCUAAGCUGGAUGAAGAAUAUUCUCAGAAGUCCCGUUGCAGUGGAGAACAACGAUCUAUUUUGUCCGAAACAUCUCAAAAAGUGGAACAGUGGCUCGAGAAAAGUCGCCAAGACGAUCAAGACGAACGCGUUCUCGCGACCCCUUGGCAAGAACCGAACCCCGGACCCAGCUCACUUCAAACCCUAGCACAAGCAAUGGAAAAACUAGCUACUACAACUCAAAGUGCUAAUACGCGCCUUUUAUCUCGAUUAGCCACGUCUAAGGACUUACCGUUAUUUUCUGGUGAAUCGCUCGAGUGGAUUCAAUUUAAAAAAUCAUACGAACAAUCCACGAAGUUAUGCAACUAUAGUGAUACUGAAAAUAUCGCGAGAUUAGAGAAAUGUCUCCGUGGUGAAGCUAAAGAAACGGUCUCGUCUUUAUUUACGACCGAUACCUCACCACGCGCCAUCCUAGACGCACUAGAGCUACGAUUCGGAAGACCCGACCUAAUCAUAAAUAAAAUCUUAACACAAUUUAAAAAAUUGCAACCUUUACCGCAAGCGUAUCAUAUCGAGUUGGUGAACUUCGCCGUCAGAGUGAAGAAUUACGUGGCAGCUGCAGAGUCUAUUAAGCAGACCGAUCAUCUUCGAAGCCCUGAGUUACUAAGCAUCGUUAUAUCAAAGUGUCCCAGUGCGCUUAUCAACAAGUGGGCAGACUAUAUAUACGAACAUAGCGAUACAAAUAAAGCUAAAUUGCAGUUAUUCUCCGAGUUCCUGCACAAAGAAGCUACGAAGAUCGCCGCCGCUGGUGUAACUCAUAUCCAUCCUCAAAAUGAACACAAGUUACCCAAAAAGAUGGAAGACCGAAAAUUUCAAGUUCACCCCAUUUUAAACAACGAUAAUGAUACUAACACGAAGUGCAAGUUUUGUAAGGUGUCUUAUCAUCCGCUGACUAAUUGCAUUAAAUUUAAACGCGCGCUACGCAAGGAUAAAUGGCGCUUUGUCAAAAUAAAUAGAAUAUGCCAUAAAUGCCUGUUGCUAGGCCACGGGAAAGAAACCUGCCCGGCCGCAUCGUGCGAUGUUGACGGCUGCGGGCUACCCCACCACCGCCUCCUUCACUGGCCGAAUAAACCUAACGCAGCCAGUGCAGCGCCACGCAAUAACAGCACUAAUGAAGACCCAAAUAAUACGCCAACAUUAAGCGCGACAGAUGAAUCUGCCAACAACAAUCCCACGACCGCAAUCGUAACAAAUACUGUCGUGGAACCUAGUGAUAGUGAUAGUGUUUACCUAAAGUCUGUACGAGUGAACCUGCAUGGACCUGGCGGCACUAUUGCUACAUACGCCCUUCUAGACGAUGGGGCCGCAGUGAGUCUCAUAUCAGCUGAUCUUGCUAACUGUGUCAACCUUCAAGCUGUACUCGGCCGACCUUUGACCGCCGAGCAUGCCUUGACAACCGUGCUGUAUGAGCGCGCUAAACCGGCCGCCGAAAUCUGCAACGCAUGCACUCCGCCCUCCACCGCCACCCCCGCGGACAUACUUGCCGUGCGGCGGGAGACGCACACAUGCACAAACGCAGACACACACUCAUCACCUCAAUCGUCAAGCGAUGCACUUAGCGACAGCGCAGAUAAACAACUUCAUGAACUGGUUCGCCGAUCGUUUGCGCUCGAAUCAAUAGGAGUGAACUCUAAGCCACGCGUAAAUAAGGACGACAUUCGCGCAGUCAACAUCAUUGAUAACUCUGCAAAAUUAAUUAACGGGAGUUAUGAAAUUAGUUUACCAUGGAAAAACGAUGCUAUACUGCCUGACUCUUACCCAAAUGCUUACAAGAGAUUCCUCGCUGUGGAAAGAAGAAUGUUGUCAGAUGAAGGAUACGCCUCUAGGUAUACGGAGCGUAUUAAUCAUCUACUUGAAAACUAUUACGCCCGAUUAUUAUCAGACGACGAAUUGUUAGCACCACAUAAACGCAUAUUUUAUUUAGCCCAUUUCGGAGUCGAUAACAAAAACAAGAAAAAAUUGAGACUUGUGCAUGACGCCUCAGCCGCCACCGCCGGUCGCUCCCUGAACGACUACCUACUCCAGGGUCCUGACCUACUUCAGUCUUUACUGGGCAUCAUGUUACGCUUUCGAGAAAAACCUGUUGCAAUUAUGGGCGAUAUAAAAGAAUUCUUCCUUCGCAUCAAGAUAACGAAAGAAGAUCAGCACGCAUUACGAUUUUUAUGGCGCGAAAACGCAAACAGCGAACUAAAAACCUACGUUAUGACGUCAUUGUUAUUUGGAACCAAUUGUUCUCCAUUCAUUGCACAACAUAUUAAAAAUAAAAAUGCAAUGCGAUUCCAAAACGAAAUGCCUGAAGCGGUCAAAGCCAUUCUGAAGUCACAUUAUAUGGACGACUACAUCGAGAGUGUGGACAACGAGCAGUUAGCUAUCAAGAUGAUAACAGAAGUUUCCGAAAUCCACAAACAAGGUGGCUUCGAAAUAAGAAAUUGGAUUUCUAACAAACCCGAAGUCUGGGAAUGCACGCCAAAAGAAACCUUAAGUGAUAAGGCAAUAAGGUUCAAAACCGGAUGCGACGACGUACCUGAGAGAACGCUCGGGUUGCUAUGGUACCCGGCCAGCGACACAUUCGGCUUUGAUUUAUCACUUAAACGCAUUCCGACGGAGAUAAUUAACCUGCAAAGAAAACCUACGAAGCGGGAACUCCUGCGCAUCUAUAUGUCAAUAUUUGACAUUUUUGGCUUUCUUGCGCCAUUUACUGUUAAAGCAAAAAUAAUGCUACGAAAUAUCUGGAGAACGGAUACUAAAUGGGACGAUGAGAUUCCUACGAAUGAAUAUACAGUAUUUCGCAACUGGAUAACGGAAUUACAAACUUUGAAAGAUUUGCGCAUUCCAAGGUUUUAUUUUCACGACGAACGAGUUAUGAGCGAGCGCGAUAAUACUGAUAACGCUCGCUGCCACACCUUGCGCCAGAAUGAGACGACUAUAGAACUCGAACUUCACAUCUUUUGCGAUGCUGCUCCCACUGCAUACGCUGCCGUCGCUUAUUGGCGUAAAGUACAUAACAUCAAUGAAGUACAAGUUUCAUUCAUCGCGAGUAAGUGUCGUUCGUCACCUGUGAAGAAAUAUAUAACUAUACCUAAACUUGAGAUGGAAUCAGCUGUUAUCGCCUGCAGACUCGCUGACACAAUAGCGCGCGAACACAGGUUGACCGCCUGCACACGAUACUUCUGGACCGAUUCCUUAAUCGUUUUACAUCAAAUAAAAAACGACACGCGCAACUAUAAAGUUUUUAUCGCUAAUAGACUUGGCGAAAUUGAUGAAUUAUCUCAAUCCUGUGAAUGGAAUUAUAUACCUACCGACUUGAAUAUAGCUGACAAAGCGACAAAGUUAAAUACUUACGAGUUGAAUAACGACUGCGACUGGCUCCGCGGCCCUGAAUUCCUGUACUCGCCGCGGAACACCUGGCCGAAGUAUGACGCUGCAAAACAAAACAUAAACAAAGAUCAGCUGUUACAAGUAAACACGCUAUAUGAAAUAAAGGAUGAAGACUUACCUGUUGUUCCUGAUUUGAAUAAAUUCUCUUCGUGGACCAGACUAUGGAGAUGUAUGGCAAACGUUUUGUUGUUUAUUACGAGGUGCAGAAGACCUGGUAAUGCACAGAUUGAUGCCGACACGAUGCAACGCGCUGAAACUGAAUUAUUGCGUUACUCACAGAUGAAAUCGUUUCCAGAAGAGAUUUAUGCACUGAAAAAUAAUAAGGCAAUCGAACCAAGCAGCCGUUUACGCAAGUUAACCCCAAUAUUAGAUGAACACGGAUUGCUACGCGUCGGCGGGAGGAUCGACGCUGCUGCGUAUGUUGAUUUCGACCUGAAACGUCCCGUUAUACUUGACGGGCAUGAUUAUAUAACGAGAUUGAUAAUCAAGCGUUACCACGAGAUGGCUGCGCACGGUAAUAACGAAACCGUAGUCAACGAUAUUCGUCAAAAAUACUGGAUUGUCAAUUUACGCCCUACGGUACGUACAGUCGCGACACGAUGUUUGUAUUGCCGAAUUAAAAAAGCAAGACCUAGUAACCCACGGAUGGGAGACUUACCGGCGGCGCGACUCGCCCAUCAUCAACGCCCGUUUACUCACUGCGGCGUUGACUUAUUUGGGCAUAUGGAAGUGACAGUCGGCCGUCGUCACGAGAAGCGGUACGGAGUACUCUUCACCUGCAUGACAGUACGAGCAAUCCAUAUAGAAUUGGUACCCUCGCUGUCUGCCGAUUCCUUUAUCAUGGCCUUGAGACGAAUGGCAUCACGACGAGGCUGGCCGUACAGAAUGUACUCAGACCACGGUACCAACUUCAGAGGCGCCGAUGCUGAACUGAGGAGAUCGUUUAAAGAGACAAACGACCAAGCUAGCGUCAGAGACCUACUGACUACACAUGAACUUGAAUGGCGCUUCAUAUCACCGGCGAGUCCACACAUGGGCGGCUCCUGGGAGCGAUUAAUUAGAAGCGUCAAGACAUCCCUGAAAGUGAUCUUAAAGGAACGAGCCCCACGCGAAGAGGUUUUGAUCACAUUGUUGGCAGAGGUGGAAAAUAUUGUAAAUAGUCGUCCGCUUAGCUACGUAUCGACAGACCACGACGACCCAGAAAGUUUGACACCAAACCACUUCCUCAUAGGCUCCUCUUCGAACCUCCCAGUUCCUGGAGUAUUUGAUGAUACUGACCUGUUCCGGAAGAAAAUGUGGAGAAUAGCACAAAGACUUACCGAUGCAUUCUGGCGGCGUUGGAUGCGCGAGGUACUACCAAACCUUCUACCACGACAAAAAUGGUGCCAAGAGGGCAAACAGCUAAAAAAGGGCGAUGUCGUGGUAAUCGUAGACCCAGCGAUGCCUAGAAAUGUCUGGCCCAAAGGACGGGUCCAUGAAGUUCACGCUGGCGCCGAUGGGCGCAUUCGAAUUGUCGAUGUAAAAACACAAUCCGGAAUGCUUACCAGACCAGUGGCGCGUUUAGCGUUGCUCCCCACAGCUGAUGAUGAUUGUCCUUGA
Molecule: messenger RNA, 5352 nt
Organism: Cydia amplana
Lineage: Eukaryota; Metazoa; Arthropoda; Insecta; Lepidoptera; Tortricidae
Exons: 2
Coding region: 1-5352 (1783 amino acids)
Biological process (GO): DNA integration
Molecular function (GO): nucleic acid binding
Source: RefSeq, a predicted model, not a curated record